UCUAGGGGAGGGGGUGGCGGAGGGAGAAGUGAUUUUCCAACGGUCGUCGGCAUAGUAGUGCAUGCGCGGCGCGUCGCGACGCGGCGCCUCGCGGAGAAAGAGUAAGAAGUAGCGAUUUCGUCCUCACCUCGGUUUCUUCCCGUGCGUUUCUCUUCGUAGACAUCGAUACUGUGCUACAUUCUUACACGUUUUCCCGUUCUCGUCCGUUCAAACCGUCGAACGUUCUUUUCUUUUUCCUUCUUUUCUGUCAAACCCUGUCUUCCCCUUGAUUCCCCCUUUAUCUUUCCGCACGGUAUACGUAUACAUAUACCCGUAUAUACACACUUACUACUACUCCUAUCUCCCACGCCCCUCCCCUGUUUUGUGUGGUAGAGAUUUUCACUGGCAUGUCAGCUGGAUAACUCGAUACGCGUUUUCUCGCGCUUCGAAUCAGAGUGGAAGGAAAGCUCUCCGGGGGGCUGCGCGUGUAUUUUCGUGCGUCGCGCGGGGUCUCGUGUUCGGUGGGUCGCGCUGUGCGAAAGCUACGAGAGGCUGCUGUUUCUUCUCGCUCUGUCCGUCUCCCUCGAAAUCUUUUCAUACUCUUUUUUUCCUUGGAACUAUUUUUUUUUUUUUCAUCUUUCCGUUAAAAAGAUUCGCGCGUGUAUACAUGUAAGAGGGAGACUUGAGGAUCGCCUUUUUUUUUUUUUCUUGGUUCCUUUUGGCAGUCUCUCGUCGUCCUCGGCGUGCAGCAGCGGCGACAAGCGGCGGCAGCCAGCAACACACGGCGACGAGCGGGCGUCCGUGACACGAUCCAGGGGAAUCGAGCGAUCCGUUUGUUCGUGGAUGCAAGUAUACGAGUGCUCCGAAACGCGCGAAUAAAUGUGUCGGUCACGGUACAAGACGUGAAGCGGGGGAAUAUACGGCAAGUGAGUAUAUUUUUAGUAGCAAGCGCCAAGCGCUAAGGCAGAGUGGUAUAAACGGCGCGCAGUGGCCUGAUGAAGCGGCGUAUGUGACAUCAAAUUUCUCUCUCUUGCCACCUCGACGAGACACCGAGACAUCUUGCAGACCAUCAGCGCGCGCUGUUGGCCCUCCAAUUUCCUGGAGGCCAGUGGUGUCAGUGACACCAAAGAAUAAUACGAACUGCUAGCGUGAAGGAAUACAGUAGAGUUGGCUUAGGCCAACGUCGGUGGACAAAACAAAAUGGCAACAAUAGAUGGCCGACCAACCCAAUAUGGUGUCACCCUUAAGCAACUUCGUGAGCUCAUGGAACUCCGAGGACGUGAAGGUGUCAAUAAAAUCAAUAGUUAUGGUGGUGUGCAGGAGAUUUGUAAAAAAUUAUAUACUUCACCCAGUGAAGGUCUUAGUGGAUCAGCAGCAGAUAUCCAACAUAGACGAGAUACGUUUGGUUCCAAUCUAAUACCUCCAAAACCACCAAAAACGUUUCUACAAUUAGUGUGGGAAGCUCUUCAAGAUGUUACAUUAAUCAUCUUGGAAGUAGCAGCUUUGAUUUCGUUAGGUCUUAGCUUUUAUCAUCCAGCAGACGAAGAAGAAAAACCUUUGGUAGAUGAAGAUGAAGCAAAAUAUGGUUGGAUUGAAGGCGCUGCUAUAUUUAUUUCUGUGAUCUUGGUGGUAAUAGUAACAGCUUCCAAUGAUUACUCUAAGGAAAAACAGUUUAGGGGCCUCCAAAGUCGGAUAGAAGGGGAGCAUAAAUUCUCUGUCAUUCGGCAAGGAGAGGUUAAACAGAUCUCUGUGUCUGACAUUGUUGUUGGUGAUAUAUGUCAGAUAAAAUAUGGAGACCUGCUGCCGGCAGAUGGUAUCCUUAUACAAAGCAACGAUCUCAAAGUGGAUGAAUCCAGUUUAACCGGAGAGUCAGACCAUGUUAAAAAAGGAGAAUCGUUCGAUCCCUUGGUACUCUCAGGUACACAUGUGAUGGAGGGUUCUGGGAAAAUGUUAGUUACUGCGGUUGGCGUCAACUCACAGGCUGGUAUUAUCUUUACUUUGUUGGGUGCUGCUGUUGAUCAGCAGGAACAGGAAAUCAAGAAGAUGAAGAAAGAGGCUAAGAAGCAGCGGAAGAAGAAGUCUUUAACAGGAGACGAAGCUGUAGAAAUAACUGGAAACAGCCAUGUGAGUGGAGGCAAGCACGAGGGCGGGGAGAACCAUCACGCACCCAGCCAUGGGGGUGGACCAGAAGGGAAGAAGGAGAAGAGUGUAUUACAAGCCAAGCUAACUAAACUCGCCAUACAAAUCGGUUAUGCCGGCUCGACCAUAGCAGGGCUUACCGUUAUCAUUCUAAUCAUUCAGUUUUGCGUUACCACGUUUAUCAUACAGGAAAAACCUUGGAAAAAUACGUACGCUGGUGAUCUGGUGCGGCAUUUGAUCAUUGGUGUAACGGUACUCGUAGUCGCCGUUCCCGAAGGUCUUCCUCUAGCUGUCACCCUCUCCCUUGCUUAUUCCGUUAAGAAAAUGAUGAAAGACAACAACUUGGUGCGUCAUUUGGAUGCUUGUGAAACGAUGGGUAACGCUACGGCAAUCUGUUCGGACAAGACUGGUACCCUGACCACCAACCGGAUGACCGUCGUUCAGUCGUACAUAUGCGAGAAGAUGAGCAAGACGACCCCGGAGUUCGUGGAGAUUCCGUCGCACAUUGGAAACUUAAUAAUUCAAGCUAUCUCUGUUAAUUCGGCAUACACAUCCAGAAUAAUGCCAUCGCAGGACCCUACAGAAUUGCCGCUUCAAGUCGGCAAUAAAACCGAAUGUGCCUUACUUGGAUUCGUAGUAGCCCUGGGCAUGAACUAUCAGACGAUACGAGACGAUCAACCUGAGGAAACCUUCACACGGGUGUACACGUUCAAUAGUGUUAGGAAGAGCAUGUCCACCGUCAUCCCGAGGAAAGGUGGUGGAUUCAGGCUCUUCACCAAGGGCGCUUCCGAGAUCAUUAUGAAGAAAUGUGCCUUUAUAUAUGGUCGUGAAGGUCAUUUGGAAAAAUUUACCGGAGAGAUGCAGGGGCGUCUGGUAAAGAACGUGAUCGAGCCGAUGGCGUGUGACGGACUCCGUACCAUCUGUGUCGCGUAUCGCGAUUUCGUUCCCGGAAAGGCAGAAAUCAAUCAAGUUCACAUCGACAACGAGCCGAAUUGGGAUGAUGAAGAGAAUAUCGUGAACAAUCUUACGUGUUUGUGCAUCGUCGGUAUUGAGGACCCGGUACGUCCGGAGGUGCCGGACGCGAUCAGGAAGUGUCAGAAGGCAGGCAUCACUGUGCGAAUGGUGACCGGAGACAAUAUAAACACUGCGCGAUCCAUUGCUCUGAAAUGUGGGAUUUUAAAGCCAAACGAAGACUUCCUGAUCCUAGAAGGCAAAGAGUUCAAUAGGAGAAUCCGAGACAGCAACGGCGAGAUACAGCAACAUUUGUUGGACAAAGUGUGGCCGAAAUUGAGGGUAUUGGCUAGAUCGUCGCCUACAGACAAGUACACACUCGUGAAAGGCAUAAUCGAUAGUAAAGCGAGCGUGAGUCGCGAAGUUGUUGCUGUAACUGGUGAUGGAACGAACGAUGGUCCUGCUUUGAAAAAGGCGGAUGUCGGCUUUGCCAUGGGCAUCGCCGGUACCGAUGUCGCCAAGGAAGCUUCCGAUAUCAUCCUAACGGACGAUAAUUUCUCAUCAAUCGUGAAGGCAGUUAUGUGGGGUAGAAACGUCUACGAUAGUAUAGCGAAAUUCUUGCAGUUUCAAUUGACCGUCAAUAUCGUCGCUGUUAUAGUUGCUUUUAUCGGAGCAUGUGCCGUGCAAGAUUCUCCUCUUAAAGCGGUGCAGAUGUUGUGGGUGAAUUUAAUCAUGGACACGUUAGCAUCUCUUGCAUUGGCCACCGAAUUGCCUACGCCUGAUCUUCUUCUUCGUAGACCGUAUGGUCGCACGAAACCGCUCAUCUCCAGGACAAUGAUGAAGAACAUUCUCGGUCAAGCUGUCUAUCAGUUGUCUGUAAUUUUUAUGCUUCUUUUCGUUGGUGAUAAGAUGCUUGACAUCGAUACAGGCCGAGGAGUUGCACAGGCUGGCGGCGGUCCAACGCAGCAUUUCACCGUCAUCUUCAACACAUUCGUCAUGAUGACUCUUUUCAACGAAUUUAACGCUAGAAAAAUCCAUGGUCAGCGUAAUGUCUUCCAAGGAAUAUUCACCAACCCCAUCUUUUAUUCUAUCUGGGUCGCCACAUGUCUAUCGCAGGUAGUUAUCAUACAAUAUGGUAAAAUGGCGUUCAGCACGAAAGCUCUCACAUUAGAACAAUGGAUGUGGUGCCUGUUCUUCGGAGUCGGUACUCUAUUGUGGGGCCAAGUAAUUACGACUAUUCCUACGCGCAAGAUUCCUAAAAUUCUUUCAUGGGGCCGCGGCCAGCCGGAUGAUAUCGGUGCGAUCAAUCUCGGAGAUGAGAAAUUCGACCCUGACUCGGAUAAAAAGCCGCGCGCAGGACAAAUUCUAUGGAUCCGUGGUCUAACACGACUACAGACACAGACGAGCAAUAGAACUCUGGUGCAGAAUGUAUCUGUGACAGGCAGAUCCCCCUCUCAGGAUUACUAUAUGAUCCGCGUAGUGAACGCAUUUCGGCAGGGCCUAGACGCGCGCUACACGAGCGAGCACAGCAGCACUACAUUGGCGGAGGUACUGAGAAAACAGUCGUCCUUAAGCAAGCGGCUCUCGCAGACGAGCAGCAUUGAAUACGCCGAUAACAACCCAGACGAGCUGACCAUACCCGAGAUAGACGUUGAAAGGCUGUCAAGUCACAGUCACACCGAGACCGCCGUUUAGAAUGAGAGAAGAAUGACGGGGGUUCAGCAGCCAUGACGACGACGACUGUCAUCAAGCUGUGUGUUACGUUCUAUCCUUUCUGACGAUGUGUAAACACGUAAAAAUAUCAUCCUCAUCCUUGUUUUUCUCGUGGCCAGCGCGUUCGGAAAAAAGGAAAAAAAAAAACGAAAACCGUGUGCGUUGAUCCUCUUGGACGAGAAAGGAAGAAGGGGAUCAUAUUCCUAACCUAGUCAAACAAAACAAAAUUAAUCAUGACGUGAGUUAGGUCCUCGUCAUUUUCUCUCUUUGUGCUUUGUUACCGGCGAUCGAUAAUAGUAGAACGGACGAUUGAAUUGCACAUCAGUCAAUGACGUUCGAUCUGGAAAAGGAGGAAAAAGUAAGGAAAAAAGAAAAAAAAGAUAGAAAUGAUGAUGAUGACCUUCUGCCCACGAAACGUCGUCGCGGACACCUCAGUUGAUCCGUGCGAAACACCAAUUAUAAGAUACCAAAGUAACGCACCACUGCCUGUCCUCUGUUUUGUUGUUACUUACAUUUUUCUUCAUUUUUUCUGCCCUUAUUUCUCACGCUCUGUGCGUAUCUAUCUCUUUCUCCCACUAAAGACCUUCAGUUUUAAGUUUUAUUAGUUUUACUCUCUGUUACGUCGUUUUCGUCCUCCCCUCCCCCCCCUUCUCUUAUGGUACUUUAACGUUAACGUGGUACUUUUGUUUCUCUUUUUCAUUUUCCCCUACAAAAUGACACCGCAUGAAACUGUAAAGAAAGUGGAGAGAACGAGAGAAGAAAACGAACGUACCAACACGAGACUAGUUUCAUCUGCCGAGAAAACGGAUUUUUCUUUUUCUUUUCGUUGAAAUUCCAUGCCGCCGUUGGUCACUUGCGAUUUUCUUCCCUUGACUCUUCUCCGCUCUCUUCGAUGUCUGUCCACCUUUUUGUUUGUCAUCGUUCAUCCGCUUCUUUUCGCGUCAUUUUUUUACUGCUAUCUCUAUCGUCUCUCAUACUUUCCGUUUCCACUCUAUUUUUGUCUCGCACAAUACUCACUAUGCUAUUCUUCCUUUAACCUUUUCAUUUUCCUUCUCUUUAUAUUUCAGCUACUGACCCCCUCCUCCCUCCCCCCCUCUCUCUCUCUCUUCUCUUCUCUCUCUUCUCU
This is a messenger RNA of Eufriesea mexicana, 5908 nucleotides long. RefSeq names its product plasma membrane calcium-transporting ATPase 3 (gene PMCA). Gene Ontology annotation, biological process: regulation of cytosolic calcium ion concentration; calcium ion transmembrane transport. The record is from RefSeq and is a predicted model, not a curated record. Gene Ontology annotation, molecular function: P-type calcium transporter activity; ATP binding; ATP hydrolysis activity. Lineage: Eukaryota; Metazoa; Arthropoda; Insecta; Hymenoptera; Apidae. Gene Ontology annotation, cellular component: intracellular membrane-bounded organelle; plasma membrane. The transcript is spliced from 17 exons. The coding region runs from base 1180 to 4764 and encodes 1194 amino acids.